AUGGCUGGUGGUGGUGUUGAGCCGGCCGCGGGCGGCGCCGAGCUCGCCAAGUACGGGCUGCCGGGGCUGGCGCAGCUGCGGAGCCGCGAGUCCUACGUGCUCUGCUACGACCCGCGGAGCCGCAGCGCGCUCUGGGUCAUCGAGCGCCUCAACCGCGACACGCUGAGCGGCGCCUCCGAGCGCGCCGCCUGCGACUUCCAGGAGGACAACUCGGUGCACGAGUACCACCGCGCCACCAACGCCGACUACCGCGGCAGCGGCUUCGACCGCGGCCACCUGGCCGCCGCCGCCAACCACAAGUGGAGCCAGAAGGCCAUGCAGGACACCUUCUACCUGAGCAACGUCGCCCCGCAGGUGCCCCACUUGAACCAGAAUGCCUGGAAUAACCUUGAGAAGUACAGCAGGAGUCUGGCCAGGAACAACAAGAAUGUCUACGUCUGCACGGGACCUCUUUUCCUGCCCAGGAUGGAGGCGGAUGGGAAGAUGUACGUCAAGUACCAGGUGAUUGGGAAGAACAACGUGGCCGUGCCCACCCAUUUCUUCAAGGUGCUCAUCUUGGAGAAGGAGAGYGGGGAGAUUGAGUUGCGCUCCUACGUGAUGCCCAACAGCCCCGUGGAUGAGAACAUACCGCUCGAACGAUUCCUGGUUCCCAUCGAGAGCAUCGAGCGCGCCUCGGGGCUCCUCUUUGUCCCCAACAUCCUGAAGAAGACAAAUAACUUGAAAGCCAUCACAGCCGGGAAGAAGUGAUGAGCCAUGACUAAGCAACUUAAGGUGCGCUCUGGCAGGGRCUGAGACAGCAGGAGGUAGCAAAAUUAUAUUUCCUUAUGCAAUUUUAAAUGUGAAAUAUUGUUAAAUCACUGCUUCUCUCUGUGUGGGACUGGAGGAAGGGCAACACUGAAGUGGAUGUCCAAGGCCAGUCUCAGAGGCAGGUCCUGCAAGAGGCUCCUGAGCCUGAUACUGUAAGAGCACGUCCAGGGUUUGCCUGUACAACUGCAGUACUGAGGAUGCUCUGUAAGUUACUCCCUUUGAGUUGUGUGUGGCUCAUGAAGAGACAAUGGAGGGUUACUGCAUUUCAGAUACUUGGCAGGGAAAAAGAGGUGCAAGGUGGGUACAGGAGGAGAUGGGCAAGUACCUGCCCUGUUGUGGCAAAAGGAUUGUAUAAUGCUUUAUUU
Nothoprocta perdicaria is the source of this 1172-nucleotide messenger RNA. It is a transcript of the gene ENDOG, whose product is annotated as endonuclease G. Gene Ontology annotation, molecular function: nucleic acid binding; metal ion binding; RNA endonuclease activity. The transcript is spliced from 4 exons. Gene Ontology annotation, biological process: apoptotic DNA fragmentation. Gene Ontology annotation, cellular component: nucleus; mitochondrial inner membrane. The record is from RefSeq and is a predicted model, not a curated record. The coding region runs from base 1 to 747 and encodes 248 amino acids. Lineage: Eukaryota; Metazoa; Chordata; Aves; Tinamiformes; Tinamidae.